UAUCUCGCUGCCCCUCGCCUCCGUUCGAUAGUCGUCAGCUGAGAGAGUGUCUGCAGCAGACAAGACAAUUCUUACUAAAUAAUACGCACGAAUAUAUUCUUAUGAAUUUUUCUACCCCCUACUGUCAUUAGGUCUCAACUGGAAAAUCUGGAAUUCGUUUUUGUAGUUUUCAAAAUAUCAGUGGCGCGUCGUUCCCACUUAACAACUCAAAGUGGUUCGGAAACCCAUCGGAGAAGAGGCUGACGAGCCAGCCGUUGUCCCGGCCAAGCGACAGAGAAUGACUGUCGACGAGCAACUUGACGAUGUUGGUCGUAAGGGUAAGAAGAUGUCUGUAGCACAAAGAUUGCAGAAUCAUGCGCAACUAUCCCCCAGAUCUCAAGAUGAUCCCGAAGAAACCGAGUCGGUGAUUCGAAAGGAAAUCGCGUUGGGAAAAUAUGAUAAAGCAACAAUUCGAAUUAUUGCACAAUUUUUGGAUAAUAUCGGCUUGACAAGCUCUGUUGAAACUCUCGUUGAAGAGACGGGCUUCACAAUUGAAACAACGUCGGGUGCCAGAGUCCGUGCGAACAUUCUCAAAGGAAACUACGACGCGGCGAUUCAAAUUCUCGAAACUUCAAAUGAUCACAUUACUGAGGAGACCGCAAAGCAUGGAUCAUAUAUUGUUAAAUGCUUCAAACUAGCUGACCUAGUUCGGAAAGGAAGGUACUUUGACGCUCUGUUCACAAUGCAGAAAAUGAUACGAGGCGUCAUACUUGAUCAUUCCGAGCAUUUUGAUUAUUUUGACACUUUUUUCAAAGACGUCCUGCUCGGAAAUUGCCGAUAUCAGAAUAUUGACCAAGUUGCCGAGAGGCAGUCCCAGUUGGCGUUUCUCGAGGAAAUUCUUCCAUCCGACUUUAUUUUGCCGCAAAAUCGAUUGAAGACUAUUUUGAAUAAAGUCCACGGCGCAGCUGCCGACGAAAAAGCGCCGAAGCUUCUACGCGACGAGCCUUCGAAUAGUGUAAAGACGAUCCCGUGGCGACAAACUCAGCUAUGGGAUCACCAUAAAUUCGAGAUUUUCUGCGUGAAAUUCUCGCGAAACGGAAAAAUGAUGGCGAGCGGUGGAAAGAGCAACUCGAUCACCCUCUGGAAGUGUGCAAAAUCGAAGCUCACUCGAAUCGGCGAAAUGGCGCCGAUCAACGAGGGAGAUAUUGCCUAUAUGGAGUUUUGUCAGCAGAAUAAGUAUCUUCUGAUUUGUGGAGGCCAAAUGGCGAGAUAUAAUCUGACAAUAUUCGACAUCGCGACACGGUCCGUAUUCCGAAUGUUACGCGUCAACAACACCCACGAUGACAUCAUCGACAUCGGCUCAUUCUUCUCGUGUGGCUCAUUCCUCACAGACACCUAUAAUCGCACAAGAGUCGUCGCCGGAAACGAGUUUGGCGCGAUGAAGGUGUUCGAUUUGUCGCGUGGCGAACACGAGCCAGCGAUCCGUCAGCAAGCCGGAUUCCGGAUUCGAUGCCUACACGGCAUGAGAAGCGGCGAUUCGUUCAUCGCAGUGGACACUCACAAUCGAGUUCGACUCUUCUCAUUUGCGAACAAUACGACCGAAAAUCUGGAGGGAACCACUAUUUGCAAGGAAGAGGUGACGAUCAUCCAUAUGACUGUGCAUCCAUCCGAGAGACUUGUCCUAACAACUACGGAGCUCAACCUCAGGCUUUGGGAUAUUCGAACGCAUAAUUUGAUUCGAAUCUUCUCGGGAGCCUGUCAGCGGGAGGAGUUCUCGCGUUAUCAAAUUCAUUCAUCGUUUGGAGGAGUUCAUCAGAAUUUCAUUGCUACAGGCUCGAUUGGAAAAGAAACCGACGAAUCGCUACGCGAAAACGACAAAACCAAGCGAAAACACGGCCGCGUCGUCAUCUGGAGUGUUCAGGACAGUCGUCCCCGCUACUCGCUCGUCGGCCAUCGAGGCCACGUGAACGCUGUCGCCUGGAACCCGGCGGAUCCGACAAUGCUGGUGAGCUGCGGUGCCGACGCGACGAUCCGCGUCUGGUCGUUGGAUCGAUCCGAGACCGCUGACUACUCGGAAAUUGUGCCACGGCGGAUUCCGAGACACUUGAAGCAACAGAAGAAGUCGUCGUCGUCCAUGGUACAAUGCGACAUGAUGGAACCGUCGACGAGCAAGAACGGCGGCGGCACAUAUGAGCUGUGUACGAAUAUGAAGGAGAUGCUGAGCACGAAAUCGGAAUUCGAGUCGGACUUGAAGCAGGAGCAGGAGUGGUUGAAUCAGGCCGCACGGCCCGAUUGGAUUCUUGAUAAUAAUGACUAAGCCAUGGGAGCACAAAAUUCUGAGAAUUCUGCGUGUUGUGCAGCAUAUUUGACGCCGCGCAAAAUAUCACGUAGCGAAAACCACAGUAAUCCUUUAAAGGUGAGGUACCGAAAUCUGGGAAAUAUUUUUAAACGAUUCCAAAUUUACCCCUGAUUCCGAAUAUCGAUGUGAAAAAAUCAACAAAAAAAAUCCCUGAUUUUAUAUUUAAGCUUGAAAUCACGAAUUUCAUUUGUGCCCCGUUCCCUUUUUCAAAUACGUGCUCAAACAAAUUAGCAUUAGAGCGCGCUUGCAUCGCUUGAUUUUCUUCGUUUAUUAUAUUUAUUUUCGCCGAAUUCAAUUUUUUUAAACCAGUUUCAUUCAUUUUUGUCGAGUUUUUAUCGAUUUUUUUCGACAAAAAUGAAUGAAACUGGUUUAAAAAAAUUGAAUUCGGCGAAAAUAAAUAUAAUAAACGAAGAAAAUCAAACGAUGCAAGCGCGCUCCAAUGCGAAUUUAUUUGGGCGCGUAUUUGAAAAAAGUGAUGCGAGACAUAAAUGAAAUCCGUGAUUUCAAGCUUAAAUAUAAAAUCAGGGAAAUUUUUUUGAUUUUUUUCACAUCGAUAUUCGGAAUCAGGGGAAAAUUUGGAAUAGAUUAAAAAUGAUUCCCAGAUUUCGAUGCCCCACCUUUAAAGGAUUACGGUAGUUUUCGCUUCGAGAUAUUUUGCGCGUCAAAUAUGGUGUGCAAUACGUAGAAUUCCCAGAAUUUUGUGUACUGUAAACUGUGAAUAAUUAUUAACAUUGUAAAUCUCAUAAAAAUCGUUUUAAAAAGUAAAAUUCGAAAUUCAUAGAAAUU
Caenorhabditis elegans is the source of this 3124-nucleotide messenger RNA. RefSeq names its product CTLH domain-containing protein (gene gid-7). The record is from RefSeq and is marked reviewed. Lineage: Eukaryota; Metazoa; Nematoda; Chromadorea; Rhabditida; Rhabditidae. The transcript has 9 exons. The coding region runs from base 278 to 2296 and encodes 672 amino acids.